Penicillium soppii is the source of this 1719-nucleotide messenger RNA. RefSeq lists its product as uncharacterized. The transcript has a single exon. Gene Ontology annotation, biological process: transmembrane transport. Bases 1 to 1719 code for a protein of 572 amino acids. NCBI's taxonomy places the organism in Eukaryota, Fungi, Ascomycota, Eurotiomycetes, Eurotiales, Aspergillaceae. The record is from RefSeq and is a predicted model, not a curated record. Gene Ontology annotation, molecular function: transmembrane transporter activity.
AUGACUGGAACAACAACACCUUUGUCGGCCUCAAGCAUGAGUAAAGACAUCGAAAGCCACCCAAUACAUUCCGCAAAUGCCGACGAAUCCCCUCCUCGCCGAGGAGAAGGCAGUUUCCCUGAACCCACCAACGACGAAAAAGGACUCGGAGACGCAGAGGAUUCCGGGAGUAGCGAGGAAGAUGUUCGAAAGAUCACUGGAUACCGUUGGUUUCUGAUUUGUGCUGCUUUGUAUUUGUCGGCCCUGAUGUAUGGACUUGAUACGACUAUUGCUGCAGAUGUCCAGGGUGCAGUGAUUCAGAGAUUCCACGAGGUCGAUCAGCUCGCCUGGAUUGGGGCUGGUUUUCCUCUAGGAUCCGUUGCCGUUAUUCUUCCAUACGGCUUCCUCUUCACCACGUUCAAUAUGAAGUUACUCUACAUUGCUGGAAUUGUGUUGUUCCAAGGUGGCUCCGCCCUCUGCGGUGGAGCCCCAAACAUGGGUGCCCUGAUCGUCGGACGUGUGAUUGCUGGCGCGGGAGGAACAGGGAUAUAUUUGGGCGGCCUCAAUCACUUCUCUGCAAUGACGACUAGGAAGGAACGCGGUUUAUAUCUUGCCGGUACCGGCUUUGUCUGGGGACUGGGGGCUAUCCUGGGCCCAGUAGUUGGCGGGGGUUUCUCUGAUUCUUCUGCAACCUGGAGAUGGGGAUUCUAUAUCAACCUGAUUAUCGGUGCUAUAACAGCCCCUGUUUACCUGUUUUAUCUCCCAGCAAUUCAUCCAGCUCCAGGAAGGUCCCUCAAAGACCGACUGCUUAGUUUGGAUUAUGUUGGCUUUGUCCUCAGUGCCGGAAUGUGGGCGACCAUUGCUAUAGGAUUCCUCUUUGCUGGUGGGAUUUGGAAGUGGGGGGAUAGACGUACCAUCGCAAUGAUCGUGGUUUGGGCAGUGCUUCUUGCUCUUUACGCCAUACAGCAGGGCUUUUGUAUAUUCACAACCCCCGAACGCAGAUCGUUCCCUGGACACUUGCUGAGGUCUCGGACUCAGGUCCUGUUCUACAUCACAACAACCUGUGCCAAUACUUGCAUGUUCUUCACGACUUUCUACAUCCCCAUCUACUUCCAAUUCACUCGAAAUGACACAUCGUUGAUGGCCGCCGUUCGACUGCUUCCAUAUCUGCUUUUCACCAUCACGUUCAAUCUGGCUUCAGGUUGGGCACUCCCUAAGAUCAAGUAUUAUAUGCCAAUUUGCUUGAUCUCUGGGAUCUUGAUGACCGUGGCGGGUGCAUUAUUUGUGGUUUAUCUCUCUUCAUCGACACCCGCCGCCCAAAUUUACGGGUUUAGUAUUCUUAUGGGAGUCGGGACGGGCAUGACCAUGCAGCUAGGGUACUCCGUGGGCAGCCUAAAAGUGAAACCCAGUGAUAUCCUCAGCGCCAUCAACCUGCAGAAUGUCGCGCAAAUUGGAGCUACUGUUAUUUGCCUCGUGAUUGCUAGCCAGGCAUUCCAGUCUAAUGCAGUGAGGAACCUGAACCAUGUUUUGAACGGCCAGGGAUUUAGCCAGGCAGAGAUACACAAUGCUGUCGCAGGGGCCCAGAGCACACUGUUCGAAAAGCUGAAUGGUGACCUUCGAACUGAAGCCAUUGAUGCAAUUACAUCGGCGAUGGCACGGGCGUUUAUUGUUCCACUUGUGGCUGGGGUAGUGUCUGUUAUCACCUCCGUGAUGAUGAGCAGGGAAAGACUUUUUGGGUAA